Molecule: messenger RNA, 1302 nt
Organism: Apodemus sylvaticus (European woodmouse)
Lineage: Eukaryota; Metazoa; Chordata; Mammalia; Rodentia; Muridae
Gene: Elp6
Product: elongator acetyltransferase complex subunit 6
Exons: 7
Coding region: 104-901 (265 amino acids)
Biological process (GO): tRNA wobble uridine modification
Cellular component (GO): elongator holoenzyme complex
Source: RefSeq, a predicted model, not a curated record
AUCACGCAUGCGCACUUUCUCUCGCGCGGGAGCAGGGUCUUGUGGGUGUUGUUCCUGUGCCUUCAUUCUUUCUGUAGAACCAUAAUUUUUAUCCCAGUUCACAAUGUUCCCGGAACUCAACAACCUUCUCAGCAUCACCCCAGACAGGACCGAACAGGGGAAACUGACUCUUCUCUGUGACGCCAAGACAGACGGCAGCUUCCUUGUGCAUCACUUCCUCUCCUUCUACCUGAAGGCUAAUUGUAAAGUCUGCUUUGUGGCAUUUGUCCAGUCCUUCAGCCAUUACAAUAUUGUGGGACAGAAACUGGGUGUCAGCUUGACUGCGGCUCGGGAUCGAGGGCAGCUUGUGUUCCUGGAGGGCCUCAAGUCCUCUCUGGAAGUCCUCUUCCACUCUCAGGAUGAGCCUCACCCCCUGCAGUUUCUCAGGGAGGCUGGUGCAGGGAACCUGCAGUCGCUGUAUACAUUUGUAAAGGACACCCUGAAGCCUGUGGACGGUGGGGAGUCCCCCUGGAAGUACCCAGUGCUGUUGGUGGACAACCUCAGUGUGCUGCUGAGCCUGGGCGUGGGGCCAGUAGCUGUGCUGGACUUCAUGCAGUACUGCAGAGCCACCGUGUGCUGCGAACUGAAGGGGAACGUGGUAGCCCUGGUGCAUGACACUGAGGGUACUGAGGAUGAGGGGAAUGACAUCCUGCUGAAUGGCCUCUGUCAUCAAAGCCACCUGAUCCUGCGGGCCGAGGGCCUGGCGACUGGAUUCUGCAAGGACGUGCAUGGGCAGCUGAGCAUCCUCUGGAGGAGGCCGCGGCCCACAGCCCAGCGGGCUCGAAGUCUUACUUACCAAUACAAGAUACAGGAUAAGAACGUGUCCUUUUUUGCCAAAGGACUGUCUCCUGCUGUUCUGUGACCUGAUUUGGGACAACUAAAGUGACUUUGGACAGUUUUGGGUGUGGAGGAUACAGCAUGCGGGCAGAAUGGUCCUUCAGACCUUGGGCACACUCUUCAGGCUUGAGUGCAGCUCCGCUGUGACCAGGGAGGAUGGUGCUGAGACGGUGUGCCCACAUCGCCCUCCCCAGGGCUCUGCUCGGAAACGGAAAUGCAGAGAGGUGGUGAACCCCAGCAGAGCGGUCCUUGGGGCGGUCCUUUGGGGCGUCCCAUGGGACUUCGGCCUCACCUGCCUGUUUUGGAGGCUGUGCCAUUAAGAGCCACUGUAGGGAGGAGGAGGCAGUCAGGAAGUUGUCCUGAAUGCAGCCACCCUGGCUGACAGCAGGGACAGCGAUGACUGGAAUAAAGAAGGUUCCCACAGCA